Messenger RNA from Caenorhabditis angaria, 1016 nucleotides. The record is from the annotation of a GenBank genome assembly. Lineage: Eukaryota; Metazoa; Nematoda; Chromadorea; Rhabditida; Rhabditidae.
AUGUUGUUACAAGUUUUGACUUUUAUCGUGAUUCUUUCUUUUGAUGUUGCACUUUCCGGAUCUGCAGGAAGUAGGUUGAAAAAUUAUAUCAAUUUGAAAAUUAUGUUGUUAAUUAUCCAGAAUGUCGAUCUGAAUGCGUCGAACGAGGUGAAGGAUUUAUUGUUCGAGCUCAUUUGAAAGAUGAUUCAGCAAUGGUUGGAGUAUGUAGAAAUACAACUUCAGGAUCUUCAUCAAAAUCAAUUGUUACACCAUAUGUUUGUGAUCGAAAUAUUGGAGCAUGGAGUUUUCACGAAGAUGUGAGUUUGAAUGAAAAAUAUAUUGAGUUAUGACGUGGAAAUGUUGGUUUUCAAAAACUGUGUACAUAUCGUAAAAAUGAAAGAUCCACCCCUCCCUGAAUUUAGAAAUCUAUUUUUUUCAACCGAAAGAUAAUUUCUGGUUUUUAAAAUAUCAGAUACUGUAGAUAAAUUUUUGUGCAAAAAAAAAACUUCUUCUUCUUCUUCUUUAGAUAAAUUUUUGUGCAAAAAAAACAACCUCAGAUUUUUCAAUGUGUUUAAAAACUAUGUUCUAAAAGGGGAUUAAUUAGAAAAAUUUUUAGAUUAUUUAUGAAAAUAUGAGUACUGUAAUCAUGAAAUUUCAAUUUCCUCUGCAAUCUUUGUAAAAAAUAUUCUCACGUAAUAACCUAAUUUGCACGAUAAUAACUAAUAAAAAAUCAAGUUCCUUGUUCAAAAUUCAGAAUCAAACAGAUUCAGUACAACAUAACAUAAAAUUUUACGAUACAUAUUUUAGCAGGUGAAAAAAUAAAUAUCAAGAAUAUUUCCGGAAAAGGGUAUUUCAGCGAUCUUUCAUAGUUUUUUGAAUUCUAUAUUUUCCAGGACGAGGAAGGAAUUGUUAGAUUUGACGUAGUUUGUCCAACUGCCAAACAAUACACUCAAGAAGAACUCGCCGAUUGUCCACCAACAAUUGUCGCGAAUCUCGAUGAGAUUCUCGAAUCAUCUGGACAAUUGCCAUCACAAUAA